Neoarthrinium moseri is the source of this 552-nucleotide messenger RNA. RefSeq lists its product as uncharacterized. The record is from RefSeq and is a predicted model, not a curated record. The transcript has a single exon. Gene Ontology annotation, molecular function: acyltransferase activity, transferring groups other than amino-acyl groups. Bases 1 to 552 code for a protein of 183 amino acids. NCBI's taxonomy places the organism in Eukaryota, Fungi, Ascomycota, Sordariomycetes, Amphisphaeriales, Apiosporaceae.
AUGACAGGGAUCAGCCUUCGAUAUCGCGUUGCAACACCAGAAGAUAUUGGGCUUCUUCUUCCCUUGAUCAACUCAGCUUAUCGCGGAGAAGAAAGUCGCGCCGGCUGGACGACGGAGGCCGACCUCUUGAUAAGUGAACGCAUCGAUGCUUCUGGCCUGUUGGACAAGAUUCAAAGCCCAGACACCGUGAUCCUCCUGGCUGCAGACGGAAAUGAUGUCCUGGCAUCUUGCUGUGAGCUGGUCUGGCGUCCUGAGAAGGGCAUUGCAUAUUUUGGUCUCUUCGCCGUGAACCCUAAACGUCAAGGAGGCGGCAUCGGGCGUCAAGUCUUGUUAUAUGCCGAGGACUACGCAUCGCGACAAUGGGGUGCGUAUAAGAUGGAAAUGACUGUCAUCUGGCUGAGAGAGGAGAUUAUUGCGUGGUAUGCCAGGAGGGGAUACCGAAAGACUGGCGAGACACGUCCGUUCCCGUAUGCUGAUAUUGGGAACGGGAAAGCCCUACGGGGUGAUCUUUACUUUGAGGUGUUGGUGAAGGACAUUCAAGAGCGUAACUAG